AUGGCGUACAAUGAGACGCUUCUGGAGAAGUACCGGGGGCUUGUGCGACGCGGGGAGCCGUUUCGCAGCUCAACGUGCCCGUACUGCAACGGUCCUCGCAGCGCGGGGAUAAAACACAUUGACCCGAAGAGGAAACCCCAAUCGCCGUGGGACUUUUGGGACAACAUCGUCUGCGCCCCCACUGCAGCACGGAGCAAUGACGGUAGCGAUGCACACGACCAUGUGGGGAAUGAAGGGGUAGCGUUGGGUGCAGAACAAACCCAUCGGGCCCCGCCGCGGCGGAGGCCAAUGUACGUUGUAGGGCCGAUGGUGGAUCAGAGCGAACUGCCAUUCCGAAUGCUCUGCCGCCGCUACGGAGCAACGCUGGCGUACAGUCCUAUGUUGCAUGCCAGGAGCUUUGCACAGAGUGCUCAGUACCGUGCACGUUACUUCUCCACAACCCCGCACCGCGCUGAACUAGCGAUGACGGCAACAGCCUCAGGAGAAGGGGAAGCAGCAGAAGAUGCGGGGAGAACGAGUGAUGGAGAAGAAACAGACCAUCCGCUUUUUGUGCAAUUUUGCGGAAAUGACGCCGACACGCUUCUCGCCGCGGCGCGUCACGUGGAGGACGACUGCGAGGCAGUUGAUGUCAACCUUGGCUGUCCGCAAGGCAUCGCCCGCCGUGGCCACUACGGCUCGUUUCUCAUGGAGGACUGGGAUCGUGUGCACAACAUCCUGCACUGCCUCGCAGUCGAGCUGCGGGUGCCGGUGACUGCGAAAAUGCGUGUGUUUGACGACGACGCCUUGACGCUGAAGUACGCGGAGAUGCUGCGCGACACCGGCAUUGCUGUCCUUUGCGUGCAUGGCCGAACGCGGCACAACAAGAGAGGAAUUGCGGACAUGGAAAAGAUACGGCGUGUACGCGAGCACCUGCGCGGGUCCAUUCCUGUCAUUGGGAACGGUAAUGUAUUGACAUUUGAGGAUGUGCGGCGUAAUAUGUCGGCAACAAUGACGGAUGGUUACAUGUGCGCCGAGCCGCUGCUGUGGGAUCCGCGUCUUUUUGCAGCGCCGCUUCACCCUGUGCGCAACGGGCGGUGUUUUGCCGAGCGCCGUGAGGCACGACUGGACGCCAUUCGGACGGCGCAGGAGUAUCUGCAGUUUGUGCAACGCUACCCCGUUGAUCUCGCAUUUGUAAAGGCGCAUCUCUUCAAGAUGCUGUUUCACAGCUAUGAGAUGCACCCGGUAAUGCAUGGGUGGCUCACGAAUUUCAGCUGCAACGGUCGAGGUGGCAACAAUAACAACAACGCCGGCAGCGACGUCAACGGAGAAGUGGAGGAUGGCGACAUCGACGAUGGCAGGAGCCCUGACGGCGCCAGCAAGAGCGGCAGCGGCAAUGCGAACAAAGCGGAGAGCAACGUGAAGCAAGCGGCGGGUAAUUUGGACUUUUUUGCAUUUGCGAUGGAUGCGCUCGGUGAGCACCUGCGGCAGCUGUACGCGGCGGAGGUCUCGUGCGGCGUGGAGGGCCCGCAGCCGAAACGGGCACACGAGCGCGAGAAGGACGUCAAUGAGGACACGUCUUCCUCGGCGGAAAGAAAGGUGGAGACGUCACACGACGCAUUUGCCGAGGACGACGUUUUUGGCAUUGACUUUGAUUUAAACAAAAAAUAA
Molecule: messenger RNA, 1647 nt
Organism: Trypanosoma cruzi
Lineage: Eukaryota; Euglenozoa; Kinetoplastea; Trypanosomatida; Trypanosomatidae
Product: dihydrouridine synthase (Dus), putative
Exons: 1
Coding region: 1-1647 (548 amino acids)
Biological process (GO): tRNA processing
Molecular function (GO): flavin adenine dinucleotide binding; tRNA dihydrouridine synthase activity
Source: RefSeq, a predicted model, not a curated record